Chelonia mydas (Green sea turtle) is the source of this 4466-nucleotide messenger RNA. RefSeq names its product G protein subunit gamma transducin 2 (gene GNGT2). Lineage: Eukaryota; Metazoa; Chordata; Testudines; Cheloniidae. The transcript has 3 exons. The record is from RefSeq and is a predicted model, not a curated record. Gene Ontology annotation, biological process: G protein-coupled receptor signaling pathway. The coding region runs from base 1727 to 1936 and encodes 69 amino acids. Gene Ontology annotation, molecular function: G-protein beta-subunit binding. Gene Ontology annotation, cellular component: heterotrimeric G-protein complex.
AACCGUUUCUAAAAGGGCUUCUAAAUUUAACAACCGGUUCUAGCGAACCGGUGCGAACUGGCUGCAGCUCACCACUGGUUGAGGUUCUAAUCUCAUUAACCUUUUCAGUGAGCCUGACUGCUCGUGAUGAAAUCCAGGGAAAUUUAACUUUUAACUUGAUUUCCAAAGGCAGCAGAGGUAGGCCAAACAGAAAAAGACUUUGGCGCCUAACUCCCAUUCAAAUCAAUGGGAUUUAGGCACCAUCUUGAAUGCCACCCUAAAUGCUUCUGCAAAUCCCUCUUACGUCUCAAGUGCAGGAGCCCUCCUACUUGCUUUCGCCAUGCCAGAUCAGUAAGUAGAUGCAACUCCAUUCUCAGUCGGUCUCAGCCUUUGGCUGCUCUUCCGCCGAAGGGGAAGGGCUGCAGACAAGGGAGAGACCACUGCUUCUCCCUGGGGGCAGUUGGGGAAGGAGGUCACAAGUUUCAGGACUUGUCCACACAUGAAAAUUAAUCCAGAAUAAGGUAGGGUGCGAGUUUAAAGCAGAUGAAGACCGUCCACACAUGGAGAUAAUCAAGAGUAGCUAUUCUGGAAUCGCUCCCUGUGCAGACAAGCCCACAGGGUAUUUCUACACUACAGCUGCUACAGGAGAACGACAGUGCAGUAGCCGUGCCACAGCGUAGACGCCUCUGACAUCAAUAGAAGAUGUUUUUUCAUCAAUGUAGUUAAUUCGAGAGGUGGUAGCUAGUUCAAUGGAAGAAUCCUUCUGUCAACCUAUCCGUGUCUACACGGGGAGUCAGUUUCCUGUCUAUAGAAGCAGUGCAAACUUCUUCCCAUGCUGCCCUACCAGCAUUCCUCAGUCCUGGCUUGGAGGAGGCAAAGAGGCCCACUCGAUCCUUACCUCCCUCUGCGGAGACCGCCAACGGUGGUUGUGUGUGGGAGUGGGAGAAGAGAGGGCAGUUUAGAUUACUGACCCCUGCUCACCAGGAACUUGAUUCAGACCCACCAAGCUCAGUUCACAAAGCGACUGAGCAGCCUUCAGGCAGCAAUGGGUCAAGAUGGCCCUCAGACAAAAUCCCAGAUAACUUAGCCUAUUGUGCCCAUCUCUAGCAAUUCUUUUCACUCAUGACCAGCCUGGACUGGAAGCUGGUCACAUGAGCACUCUGGGGCCUCUUGGAAAUCCGACUCCCAAGCUUUUGGAGGUGCUUUCUAGACUGCCCUUAUGUAGCAUAAGGUGAGCGAGGUAACCGCUUUCAUUGGACCCACACAGCUACAAGAACUCUGCCAACAACCAGGGAAGAUCUCGAAUUUUGCUGCCUGAAAUAGAAAUGCCACAACAUGAAGAAAAAGGAAGCAUUACUUCCGAGAGAGAAGUUGGUCCAAUAAAAGGGAUUACCUCAUCCACCUCUCUCUAAGAUCAUGGGACCAACACUCAAGCAACAUGUUAGUUGCCAGCUAUGAAAUUAUUGAUCAGCUUUAAAAUCUGCCUCUGCAGCCCCCUGUCUGAUUACCCUGGAUUUUGAGGUUAAUGCCUGACACCUGACCAGCUUAAUAAACUGAGUUUAUUAUCAGAUUAGGAACUGAAGACAUCUGCUCCAUUGGCCAUCUGGUAAAUCUGAAGGAGUCUUCAAGUGGGAAGCAGAAGGAGAGAGCAGAGGCCAUCCUUUCAGCAGCCUGUACAGAUGUAUCUCUAAAACUUCUCAGCAUUUCGGAAAGGAAAAAGCCUUCACCCCAGUAGUUGCAGGGCAACAUGGCUCAAGAUCUCACAGAAAAAGAACUGCUGAAGAUGGAACUUGACCAGCUGAAAAAGGAAGUGAAGAAUGAGAGGGAAAUGGUCUCCAAGACGGGCAAAGAGCUCAAGGAGUAUAUAGAAUCCAUGGCAGCAGAGGACCCUCUUUUGAAAGGUGUUCCUGAGGAUAAGAAUCCUUUUAAGGAGAAGGGAGGCUGUAUACUUAGUUGAUCCCCACCAUUCACAGACAAACUUCGGACCCUUUCCUCCUACAAAACCAAGACUGUGAGAAUUUUGCUUACCACUGUAGUGUGAUCUUUCCAUUGGGUGGGGCAGCCCUUUUGAAAUGCAGUACAUCUAUGGGACGAAAAAAAGGGAUAUUUGAGACGUACUUAAAUUUAGCAGCAAGAAGGCAGCCUUCUUCUCUAGGGCCUCACAGCUGAUUUCCAUUUAAUUUAAUAGACAUACACAUUUGUUGAACUCGCUGCACUUCUAUCAAUCAACACUUAAAUCAGGCAUUAAGAAAACCCUGAGACUAAUAAAGCUUAACUUCAGACUUGACCUCUCUAGCACAAGGUGGAAGUCAAUUCCACUUGACUUGUUGGGUGACUGUGAGCAAGUCACUUAACCUCUGUGACAGAGUUUCCCCACCUGUAAAACAGGGAUAAUAAUGCUUGCUCGCCUUUGGCAAAGCACGUAGAGAUCUAAGUUUCAAUGGUGCUAAGUAUUAUUAUAACUAUCACGCCCAAGGAUUUUAGGGGAACUGAUAAACUGACAUAUUUACUCUGUCCACAUUCCAGGCUACCAGUUACUUGGAUGUUGCUCCUUUAUUAAUUACAUUAUUUGGGGAGAGACCCUCCCACCCCCCACCCCGUCUGCCCCCAGCAAUGCGCUCAGAUCACUACGCAAGAACAAAUAUUUAAUACAGAUGUAAUUUAACCAUUUAAAACACAAACACCCUCUUAGAAUACAAAUUGAGUCUGGUGUGGGGUAUGCAGGAGAGGAAGAUAAUAAGGAGCCAAUCGUAAGCAUUGACGGGGAAAGGCACCACAAAGAAAUGUUUGCAGGGAGAUUUUUUAGAAGUGGGGAACGAUCUAGGCCUCAAUUCCAGAUCUUAAGAGCUGCCACUGUGAUAACUUGACCAUCUGCCAGCCUGAAAUGUGCAGCAUUUUCCUAUAUGGCACACAAGUGAGCUAAGUUUGCAAGCGACUUGUUCAGAGCCCUCUUCUCCCUGCCUUUCCUUCCCCCCCAUCUUCUCUGAGGCUGGGCAGAUUCCUUUACAGCAGGAGAGAGCAGUGAGGAGGUGGAUGUUGGGAGCUGUGCUGGAACUAUGGUUGUUUUGACCAUCAUUUUAAUUUUGGCAUUCACCUGCGUUCAUGUCGGUAACAGCCAGAGUCCUCUGCUCACCUCUUGGGAGUUUGAAGGCCUGUGGAUUAACAGAACUGAGGGAAUGUGGGUGAGGGAGAAGGGGGAGGGGAAGCAAGAUGAUGACAGGAAGGCUCAGAGCUGUGGAAAUGGGUAAUAACCUAGGGGGGGAAAGGCUCCAUCUGCUCAAACCUAGCCUGUGGUGAUAGUGAGAGUUAUUCCUCAGAUUGCAGUUCCAUGGCUUGGGUGGUAUUAGCGGGUGGAUCUCAGUCAAAUCCCCAGUGGUCAAGUACCCCUAAGCUGCCCCACAUUUAGCACUAACUUUCUAACAGGCUCAGCACUAAAUGAGCUAUAGUGUGAGACUGAGCCUCCUACAACAGAUUUGAGGCAUUGGCAGGGCAGCAUGAGGCACUCACCUUGCCAUCUCCCGUGCUGUUACCCGUCCAACAGAUGAAGUGUAUCCAUCUGCAACCACCAAUGCUGAAAUGUUCCAAGAGCCAAUGUGGUUAUGGGUGUCUUCAUUUUUUGGGGAGCCCCCCCCCAAAAAAUGAUUUGUGCAGUAACCUAAAUCAACAGAAAAAAAUGUAUAUUGAAAAUAAGACAGCGAGGAAUCCAAGCUUCCUGAGGCAGAGCUGUCUACACCACUACCGCUUCCCCUUUGAGUGAGACGUGUGGCCAAGACCACGACUCAGACCCCUGCUGCAUCCUGUGAUUUCUCUGUAAUAGUGUAUUUGAUGUUAAAGGAUAUGAAACACUUUACUUCAGAGGUACAAAAGAUAUGUUUGAAGCAGGCACAUAUCAGUGUAAGAUUUAGUAGCAUUAAAGACAAUAAAGGCUUUUUCAGUGAAGGAAUUGUCCAUUCUCUUCCCUCCCGUAUAAAACCCAACUGACACGUGGGAAGAGGUGGCAGGGUUAUCUUUUGGUGCCUGUUGUAGCAAUUCUGCAUGUCAAGUGUUUGUGCUGGAACAUGCCAAAGUACCAGCUUCUGAUACUUUUGUGGCAAAGCAGAAGUCGCAUCAGGACUGGCUUAGUCAGCACCAUGUACGAACAAAUCUCUGUAGUUGGCCAUUUGACUUGCAUGAUUUCUGUCUGCCAAGCCACCACUCGCACUAACUUGAGGCUCAGUCCUGACCACUGCUGAACCUCAUGGGAGUGGAAGGGGGCUCAGCCUUCUCAGGAUCAGGCCCUACAUGCAUCAUAAAGGAGCCCAGCUCCCAUAGAAGAGAUGAGUGUGGGGAGGGGGAAUAACAUGUAACUAAUUUAUUAAGCCAAAUUGAGAAUUAUGCAUUUCCUCAGUAGCCGACAUCAUCCUGCUCAAUGUCUUGUAUGCAAUUAGCAGAUGUUUUGUUCAUUCUGUUGUGGACUAUAAAUAAAUCUGCUGAAUAUUUUAAACAUU